This is a messenger RNA of Hypoxylon fragiforme, 768 nucleotides long. RefSeq names its product aquaporin-like protein. The transcript is spliced from 3 exons. Lineage: Eukaryota; Fungi; Ascomycota; Sordariomycetes; Xylariales; Hypoxylaceae. Gene Ontology annotation, biological process: glycerol transmembrane transport; water transport. Bases 112 to 699 code for a protein of 195 amino acids. Gene Ontology annotation, molecular function: glycerol channel activity; water channel activity. Gene Ontology annotation, cellular component: plasma membrane. The record is from RefSeq and is a predicted model, not a curated record.
CCCGCCGAAUGCUCUCUCAGUUCUCACCCCCAUCUAUUUAUUGUAAGCUCGGAAAUCAGAUCAGAUAAGAAACUAACGUGGCAUAUUUUCAAGGCUUGGGGGAUUGCGUGGAUGUUUGGCAUGUGGCUUGCUUAUGACAUUUCGGGUGCACACAUGAACCCAGCUGUUUCAAUUUCUUUAUCAUUGUUCCGCAAGUUUCCCGGGCGCUUGUGCGUCAUCUACGUGUUUGUGCAAUUAAUUGCGGCCAUCGUGGCAGGGGCAUUAGCCUUUGGUAUCUACAAGGACACGAUUCGCCAUAUUAACCCUACAAUGACCAACACAGCUAAGACGUUCUUCUCGAGUCCGCAGGAAUGGGUUUCAAUGGGAACGGCCUGCUUCGACCAGGUGGUGGGCAGUGCUAUAAUGAUGAUAGCGGUUUGUGCACUGUCCGAUCUUCGUAAUCGUGAGCACGGUAUUAACAUAGUUGCUUGGGCUAUUGUGCACAAGUUUGAAGUUUGCCUUGGGCGUGGCGAGGAGGUUUGGGAGACAGGGUGGUGGCUCUUCGGGCCGUGGCUUUCCACUGUGGGGGGAUCUAUCAUCGGGUGCAUCGUUUACGAUAUAUUUGUUUUUGUUGGAGCGGAGAGCCCUAUUAAUUGGCACGUGCCGGAUUAUAUUAAGAAGCGAGCAAGAAGAAUGACAAGGACGGAGACUGAGAAGUGAGGGUGGAUAUAUAGAUUAGUUGAGUAUGAGUAGCGGUUGGUAUUUUAUUGAUAGCGUUGGUAACUAUUU